This is a messenger RNA of Brassica oleracea var. oleracea, 1266 nucleotides long. RefSeq lists its product as uncharacterized. The transcript is spliced from 8 exons. Gene Ontology annotation, biological process: rRNA processing; tRNA 5'-leader removal. Gene Ontology annotation, molecular function: ribonuclease P RNA binding. The coding region runs from base 199 to 1107 and encodes 302 amino acids. Lineage: Eukaryota; Viridiplantae; Streptophyta; Magnoliopsida; Brassicales; Brassicaceae. The record is from RefSeq and is a predicted model, not a curated record. Gene Ontology annotation, cellular component: ribonuclease P complex; ribonuclease MRP complex.
GAUCAUCUCCUUUCUUUCUUCAAUAGAGAGAUCUCUUGUUCAUCGGCCGACAUCAUAAAAAAACAAAACAAAACUUUGUCUUCGUUUCUCUCUCUUUUCUUCCGACCGAUUUAACCUCACCUCAGUAGCUCGCCGUGAAUCGACGGUCUCACUUUCUCCGUCCAUAAAAGCUAGGUUAGUGUUUUCAUCUGGCUUGCAAUGGCUACAGAGACGGUUGUUCAUGAUCCGAGAAAACGUUCAAUGGAUGCCAUCCACCAACGGCUUCAAAAAGACCAGCUUCGUCAACAGCAACAACAACAGCAAAAGAAUGAGAAAGACAAGAAGAGAGCUUCUGAUGACGCCAAUGUCUCUUCUAAAGAACCACAUAAACCUCUUUCACUUCCUACUCCUCCUACAAAGAAAGCUAUAACAAAAGAUCCCCAGGAUGAUGGUUUUGCUGCGUAUACAAAACUCUCUCAUCCCGUUGAUGAGAAGUUGCUGGCAACCAAUGUUAAGUUGUCUAGUGGAAAGAAAAAUAUAGCUGACAAGGUUUUGCAUACUCUCCUCCGAAGCGGUGACUCUGCUCAAAAGUACUUGCAAGGUAAAAACGAGAAGAAGGUGGAGGAGAACAACUACAUCCUCCUUGAUAAUUUCGUACAGUCACGUUCCUCUUCAUCCUCCUCCUCCGGUUUUAAAAAACCAUCACUGAUGAACUCGAAACGUUCUAAAACCCGUAUGUCUAUGAAGCGUCUCAAGAAAUCUGGCGCUUUGAACUUGCCUCAACAUCUCCAAAAGUUUGAUUUGUAUAAGCCAAUUCAUGGUAUGUGGGAAAGUUACAUGAUGAAACUCAUCAAGGUGACCGGGAAGGCUCAGUUAACCUCAACUCUUCUAUCAGCAGAUCUUCAUGGUGCCUUCAUGUUUGUUGCUGAAUGCAAGAUUGAAUCAUUCACUGGUGUACAAGGCAUAAUGAUCCGCGAGACAUCUCAAACAUUUGGAAUAAUCACUAGAGAGGAUAAACUUCGAGUUGUACCAAAGAAGCCUUCAGUCUUCAUCAUCCAACUCGACUGCUGGAAAAUCACAUUACAUGGAGACAAGUUUACUUCAAGAGACAGUGUUCUUCAACGUUGAUGCUGCAUCAACAAAGCAUCUUGUCUUUUCUCUUUUUUUUUUGUGUGCUCGUAACGUAGUAAACGACUCUUGAUGACCACUGAAGCAUCUUAAUCUUUCCUGAUGUACCUAACAUUAUCUACUGUUUUAUGUUGAUAUGCUAAUGUUUAUUAGUAGAAA